Messenger RNA from Durusdinium trenchii, 675 nucleotides. Lineage: Eukaryota; Dinophyceae; Suessiales; Symbiodiniaceae. The record is from the annotation of a GenBank genome assembly.
AUGUACUUCAUCGCUGUGGCGCUUUCAUUUGCACUUUGUGCAUCCCUGUUCCUUCUCUCCAUCCGGACGGGUGCACUGGUGGAGCAGAGCUGCUCCCGGAUCUCCUUCUUUCACCAUGUGGUGGCGGCUGUGCUGGGUGCCUGGGCACACUGGUGCUACCAGGACCAUCUCGAGGAGGCUGCCUUUGGCGCCAACGACAGGUUUCCUGUGGCCGUGCUCUUGCAGCACUUCAAUCUUGGAUACUUCCUCUACGACACGGUGCAUGUGGCUGUGUGGGAUCAGAAGUUCCUGGAACAUCACCUCAUCGCCAUGGCGGGCUAUGCCACCUCUGAGUUGGCGAACGUCUUCGGCUUGGCCAAUGCGGUGAACACCUGGAUCACUGAGGUGGGUUCAUUGAUGUAUUCUGCGUAUCUCAUCAAGAGGUCUGAUAGCUUGUACUUGGCGUUUGUCAUUUGUUACACAUUGAGCAGACUGUAUUUCGCAUACUGGAGCCUGGUGGUCUUGGGCCAGGUCUGGCAUGUUUUGAGGGAAGGGCCUGGCACCCUGGUCAUGCCUUUCUGGGCGCCUUACUGCGCAGCAAGCUUGCAAGUUCUGUUGUUUGGUGUCAAUGCCACCUUUGUUGCCACCCACUGGAAGAAACUGCUGAAGCGCUAUUCCUCCGGCAAGGCGGAGUGA